AUGAACUUGGCCGAGAUCUGCGACAACGCCAAGAAAGGGCGCGAGUAUGCCCUCCUGGGGAACUACGACUCGUCCAUGGUGUACUACCAGGGGGUCAUCCAGCAGAUCCAGCGGCACUGCCAGGCGGUCAGGGACCCCGCCCUCAAAGGCAAGUGGCAUCAGGUUCAGCAGGAGUUACUGGAAGAAUAUGAACAAGUUAAAAGCAUUGUCAGCACUUUAGAAAGUUUUAAAAUCGACAAGCCCCCCGAAUUUCCUGUGUCCUAUCAAGACGAGCCCUUCCGGGACCCAGCAGUGUGGCCUCCGCCUGUUCCAGCUGAGCACAGAGCUCCACCUCAGAUCAGGCGACCCAAUCGUGAAGUGAGACCCCUAAGGAAGGAGACCCCAGGACCAGGAGGCCGUGGGCCUGUGGGCCGUGCUCACCCAACAUCCAGGAGUGAAAAGCCUGCCUCUAGUCGGGAUAAGGAUUACAGAGGCCGAGGGAGAGAUGACAAGGGAAGGAAAAAUAUGCAAGAUGGCACAAGUGAUGGUGAAAUCCCCAGGUUUGACGGCACAGGCUACGACAAAGACUUGGUGGAGGCUCUCGAGAGGGAUAUCGUGUCCAGGAACCCAAGCAUCCAUUGGGAUGACAUAGCUGACUUGGAAGAAGCUAAGAAGUUACUCAGGGAAGCUGUUGUUCUUCCAAUGUGGAUGCCUGACUUUUUCAAAGGGAUUCGCAGACCUUGGAAGGGUGUGCUGAUGGUUGGACCACCAGGCACUGGUAAGACUAUGCUAGCUAAGGCUGUUGCCACAGAGUGUGGGACAACGUUCUUCAACGUUUCCUCUUCUACACUGACGUCCAAGUACAGAGGCGAAUCUGAGAAGUUAGUCCGUCUGUUAUUUGAAAUGGCUCGGUUUUAUGCCCCCACCACAAUUUUCAUUGACGAGAUAGACUCUAUCUGCAGCCGGAGAGGAACCUCUGAUGAACACGAGGCAAGCCGAAGGGUGAAGUCGGAGCUGCUCAUCCAGAUGGAUGGAGUUGGAGGAGCCUUAGAAAAUGACGAUCCGUCCAAAAUGGUCAUGGUAUUGGCUGCUACUAAUUUCCCAUGGGACAUUGACGAAGCUUUGCGAAGGAGAUUAGAGAAAAGGAUAUAUAUACCUCUCCCAACAGCCCAGGGAAGAGCUGAGCUCCUGAGGAUCAACCUCCGUGAGGUCGAGUUAGACCCAGACGUCCGCCUAGAGGACAUUGCUGAGAAGAUUGAGGGCUACUCUGGGGCCGACAUCACCAACGUGUGCAGGGACGCUUCCUUGAUGGCCAUGAGGCGGCGAAUCAAUGGGCUGAGCCCUGAGGAGAUCCGCGCCCUGUCCAAGGAAGAGCUGCAGAUGCCGGUCACCACAGGGGACUUCGAGCUGGCCCUGAAGAAGAUUGCCAAGUCUGUGUCCGCCGCGGACCUGGAGAAGUAUGAGAAGUGGAUGGUGGAGUUUGGAUCUGCUUGA
Elephantulus edwardii (Cape elephant shrew) is the source of this 1473-nucleotide messenger RNA. RefSeq names its product katanin p60 subunit A-like 1 (gene KATNAL1). Gene Ontology annotation, molecular function: ATP binding; microtubule binding; ATP hydrolysis activity. Gene Ontology annotation, biological process: microtubule severing. The transcript has 10 exons. The coding region runs from base 1 to 1473 and encodes 490 amino acids. The record is from RefSeq and is a predicted model, not a curated record. Gene Ontology annotation, cellular component: microtubule cytoskeleton; microtubule. Lineage: Eukaryota; Metazoa; Chordata; Mammalia; Macroscelidea; Macroscelididae.